Messenger RNA from Chelmon rostratus (copperband butterflyfish), 3792 nucleotides. RefSeq names its product interleukin-6 receptor subunit beta. Gene Ontology annotation, cellular component: external side of plasma membrane; signaling receptor complex. Gene Ontology annotation, molecular function: cytokine binding; cytokine receptor activity. Gene Ontology annotation, biological process: cytokine-mediated signaling pathway. Bases 267 to 2792 code for a protein of 841 amino acids. The record is from RefSeq and is a predicted model, not a curated record. The transcript has 16 exons. NCBI's taxonomy places the organism in Eukaryota, Metazoa, Chordata, Actinopteri, Chaetodontiformes, Chaetodontidae.
AGACGCGCAUGUUGCCGGAGCUGGACGCCGGUAAGUGGACGCGGCACUUGACUCGUCGCGGUCAUGCGGUCCAUGAAGCGUCGCUGAUCUUCACCGCAGAUCAAACUCUGGGCUGGUCUCGGGAAAAAAAGGACAUUUGAAAGCGAUCAUCUAAGAAUCAAGGAGCUCGUGGAAGUGUGUAGGAUCCUCCUGCCGAGUCGUCGGUAGUCUGAUGGGGGACAGGGAGUGAGCAGGGCUGCAGUACCAGGAGACACCUGCUCGUGCCCAUGGACCAGAAGCCGGCUCUGGUGUGGACCUGCCUGCUGUGGGCUGCACUCGUCCAGGCCUUCUCGACGAGCGACUCCAGCGCUGUCCCCAGACCCCCGCGGCUAAUUGGCUGCGUGUUCCUGAAUCGAGCUAACGUCACCUGCCGCUGGGAGGCUGGAGACACGCCAGCGACGCACUACACUCUGGUAGUUGAGAGGAGACCUGCCAGAGCCGAUCCCUCAACAACAAACAGCCCUCUGAACCUGUUCACCUGCACCACGUCUGACACCAGCUGCACGGCGGUCACCAACUCGUCAGUGAGGUUUAACUUCUGCAUCACCGUCACAGCGCACGGCCACAGCCGGGAUGUAUCGUCACAGCGGCGGUGUCAGUCCGGUAGGACUGAAGUGAUGCUGCCUCCGGUGACUUUAAACAGCGUAAAACCAGUCAGAGGGAAACCUCACUGUCUGAAUAUAACCUGGACCGGCACCUUGGCUCUCUUCCCUGUGGCUUACUCUGAAAUCAAAGGCGGGAACCUGAUAUCCCAAAUUGAGUUCACUGCGCAGGGGCAGUUUAACGGUCAGGUUGAAAACGUGACAGUGACAGACAACAGCUUCCUGGUUUGUCUCUUCAGACCUGAUACUUCAUACACCAUCAAGCUUCGUCACAGCUUCAGGGGUCCACAGAGUCCCUGGAGCCCGUGGAGCAAUGCCGGCCAGGGGAUGACCGGGGAGCACGCUCCGUCUGUCGCCCCAGCAUUCUGGAGGCGAGUGACAGAAACAGACAGGAACGGCUGGAGACUCAUCGCGCUGCUCUGGAAGGCCUUGCCUCGCUUUCUAGCCAAUGGCAGAGUUCUUUUCUACAAUGUGACCUGUCAGACGGAAAGCGCUCAGGUGCUGAAGGAUCAUGGCAGCUGCAGAGAUUUGCACAACACAAGCACUUCCUGUAGCUUGUGGCUGCCUGCUGGACGGUGCUCCUGCACUCUGACGGCCUCCACCUCUGCAGGGGCCUCGCCAGAAGCCCGAGUAUGGUUCCUUGGAGCUUUUGAGACAGAGCCACCACCCCCGAGCCAAAUCAGUGCAAGUCGGCUGGAUGAUAGCAGCUUGGAUGUCCGUUGGACGGCUCCAGCUAAUCGGUCAACAAGCGGCUUUCUCGUGGAGUGGUUCGCUGUUCGAGAGAAAAAUGGCAGCAUCCUGCACUGGCAAAGGUUGAACAGAUCCUGUACAGCGCUGGUCAUCACAGAGGGUGUAAAGCCAAUGGAGCGCUAUGUUGUUUCUGUCAAAGCUCUGUACGGUGAACGAGGGGCGGGACAGAACAGGACGGUCGAAAUUUAUACACGCCAAGGAGUUCCCUCAGCUGGUCCAAACGUGCAGGUGCAGCAGAUCUCUGGCAGCACUGUGGCGCUCACCUGGAGUCCCGUACCUGUGGAGCUACGUCAUGGUUUCAUCCGCAACUACACAGUCUCCUACUCAACGGCAAACCAACCACCCUGGAGAGUGUUUGUGUCUGGUGCCGCUCACCGCUACUCUCUAAGGAAUCUGUUGCCGGGAAACUACGACAUCUUCAUGCAGGCCAACACUGACGCUGGAGCCGGAACAGCUGGGCCCAUCGCUAAUGUGCACAUAGGUGAAGGCUCUGAGGAAAUCUCGAUACUGAUGUAUGCCCUCCUUCCUCUCGUGCUGACCACGCUGGCGUUGGUGCUGAUGGCCUGCCUGGCACAGAGUACGAUAGUGAAACAGAAGCUGUGUCAAGACAUCCCUGAUCCUUCCAAUAGCAGUUUAGCCCACUGGACCCCAAAAACUGCUUUGGAGAGUAUGAAGCAGCCUGCAAUGGCAGAGAAGACUGACAUCAAAUACUCUGAAGUCAUUUUGCUUGAUGAAAGCGAGCUGCAGAACUCCAGCCCCGAUAAGGACCUUGUCUAUCAAAACAUCUGCAAUCUCCAAACGUAUUCCUCUCACCGCAUCUCCCCGCUGCCACUUUCAGGCGCUCAGACACCUCAAAACAGCAGAAACUCGGAGAAGAAGAUCAUCAAAAUCUCCACCAGAACCAAGACAACCUCCAACACUGAUCUGUCCUCCUGUCCGUCCAUCUACUCCAAUGUCGUCUUCUCUCACACUCUCAAAAGUCCUUCUAGACCCCUCCUGUCCCCUUCUUAUGUCCAAACCGAUGCCUGGCAGCACAGCACCGUCAGCGUUUAUGAUGUUAAGCUACAGCCAGGUGGAGCCAGCGAGCUCUCUGUGUCUCUGCGGGGCAGGAGCGCCACAAGCUCUCCUUCCCAAACAGAUGAACUGAAAACCUUACAUCAUUUUCUGAGGCAGCGUCAAAGCCCUGUCUCCUUCAGCACCUCUCACUCCUCCGUCUUGCUUUCUCACCCAGCUGCCAUCACGUCACCCCAACGCUCUUUUUCUCAAAACCUCUGUAACUCGGUCCCGUCACUCCAGCCCGACGCUGUCACUCGCCCUGAUGCUCUUUCACCUUUACCUCACUCUGUUUUUGUAGAUUUAUCAUACUGCCCUGUGGAGUGCAAUCCUUACAUCACUGUUUAGUUUCAUGCCAGAGAAAUAAAGCUUUGAUUUGUUUUGUAACAGUGUCCAUAAAAAAUAUGCUCACACACCUGUUGACUUUUUAUCAAAACUCUCAGUAUUGUUUCUGUGUUUGUUCAAUAUGCAGCCAGCGCGGCUAGUUAGCUUAGCUUAGCAUAAAGACUGACUUUAAUUACAUCCACUUUGUUACAAUUUGACAAAACGUGAAAAAGUCAGGGGUUGAACGCCUUUUAUAGACACUGCUACAUUUGUUUUUUGUCCAUGUUUCAUCCAUUGUGAAGAUUUUAGGAUGUGUUUUUGACAGUCACUUGGUACACCUACUGCACAGUAUGUCUGAGCCAUGAUUGCAGUACUGAGGAAUGUAAAUAGUACAAAACACUGCCUGCACACUGUCUUCUCUACAUACACACUGUUGUAUUUUUCUUUUUUUUAAAUGUAUAUUUGAAUGUGCUGUUAUACAGCUAAAAGCAAUUUGAGAAGUCUAUGAAAGCUUUGCUUUUUGGUUGUCUGGACUUAUAAUAGUGUGUGUAUGAAUUUUCAAAAAAAAAAAAAAAAACCCAAAACAUUUUGUGAAAUGAGAAUUUUAAUUUUGAAAUAAGUAUCUUAACACUGUAUUGCAUGCUAGUUAACAGCAUUUCUAGUCUUACUUUAUAUCCUGGUGCAGCCGGUUCUCUUUGUUGAUGCCGUUUUUCUCAACAUAUUACAUAUUUUUUCCAUUAUGGGCUGGCAGUCUGGACAGGAACUUUCUCGCCUCCUCAAAGUUCUGUUAGUCGUCUCACUUUGCGUUUAAAACUCACAUACCUCAGAUUCAGACCUCUUUUAUCGCUGAAAUGCUGCUGCUUACUGGAAUUCGACCUUACAGGUCUGCGAUUACUUGAGAGUUGAAGGUCUUUUCGCUUUACAUUAUUUGUGUGCUUGAGCAUUAAAGUUGCAUGGACCACCAUUCCAACAAUAAAACAGCAGACAUGCUGUGUGAUGAUUCAAAGUUUGGACUCAUUCGUCC